GGGUUCGUCCAUAAUGUUUAUGCGUAUCCAUAAUGUUUACAUACUUGUUUCCAGAGACACAUGUGUUCAGUAAACGAGCAUUGUUCAUGUAUGCCGGUCUCUUGUAUCGUGUAUCUCUAUACAUAGAUCCAUAUUCGAUUGCGAUGUAAAAAUUUAACGAUACCCACGUAAAUAUAUGCGUGCUGGUGUAAUAUGUAGGGAUUUGAGUGAACGCGGAGGACGCAGAUGCCCUUGCAAGAAGUCAGCCGCGCGCACACGUGUGUACACGUACACCUUCCACAAGUUGGAGGGGUUUAUCAGCAUUCAGCAUUGCUUUGUUGGCACUGUUAUACACUUUACUUCACUCUCGUCCCGCGAUCUUAUAUUAGUGUUCAUUUACCUAGUCACCUAUUCCACCGAACAACGAUGGUGUUUACGACGCCGUUCAAUGAAAUUUUAAAACAAUCAAUCUCGUGAUCGAAAAUUUCAACAAGUGUUAUUAUCUUACUAUCUCUUCCGUGUUUUCACAGUGAAAUACCGUUUGAUUUUUGUUACGAGAAAUUAAUUUUUCGUUCUGGACAUAUUUUUAGUGAACUAUUAUCGCUUGUUAAAUGUGUUAUUCGAGAAAACUAUCGAUGACAUUGAGUUACAUUAUCUCCGCUAUGUGAUAUUUUCUUAUACAUAAUAUUUUUAAAAAUUUUAUACGAAUAAUAAAAAUUUUUGAACGGGAGCUCUACAAUGCCGCCAGGUUUUCGCAGAUAUCACAUCAACUAUGAUAAUGCGUUGAUACCGAUAUCUUGAUCGUGUAUAUACGCCAGUCCAAUAUUACCUCCAGGGAGAUCCCGUGUCAUACUUGCUACGUUUAUAUUAUAUUUACCAUGGAAGCCGAUGAGUUGGUAUUGUAUUUUGCUAUAGCAGGUGGGAUUACUGCUGGUGCUUUGCUAGUGCUGUUCAUUUUAGUGUGCGUACUGUUUGUCAAAGUGAAUCGAUUAUCAACAGACGGGUCCAAUCAACUGAAUAGACAAACAAGUAUGAUGGCAGACUUUUGUUACACGAAUCCCACAAUUGUACCAGGAGAAUUACUAUCACGUCGUGGAUUCUCGAUGUACAGCGGUUCCGAUAACUAUAAUGAUGAUUAUGGAACAAAAAAAGAUCAUCAUUUUGGUACUUAUCACGAAGCACGAUCAAAAUUUUGACUAAAAUUAAUAAGUUUGAAUAACAGACUGUAUACAUAAUUUCUGUAAUUUUCAAUCAUAUACCAUACUAAAAGUUUGAUUAAUUUUGUAUAAUAAAUUAAAAUUACGUUAUUUAUCAGUUUAUAAGAUAUAAGACUUACAUAAAUUUUUAAUUUUCAUCUGCC
This is a messenger RNA of Apis laboriosa (Himalayan honeybee), 1339 nucleotides long. RefSeq lists its product as uncharacterized. The coding region runs from base 858 to 1175 and encodes 105 amino acids. The transcript has 3 exons. The record is from RefSeq and is a predicted model, not a curated record. NCBI's taxonomy places the organism in Eukaryota, Metazoa, Arthropoda, Insecta, Hymenoptera, Apidae.